AUGUUCUCCUACCUUCAGAAGAAGUCGCCGGAAUACGAGCUUUCCGUCGAAAAUUACAUUGUUUGAAAUGAUUUUUGUUACAAAAAUCGAGUUUUCCAGGCACCCCGAGAUGAAGAAAUGUUCCGAGAAUAUUUGAACGAUUUGCACCGGCGGCUGUCGUUUCACAACGUCGUCAAGAGCAACGACAGCUCCGAAGAAGUCGAAUAUCAAAUGUGGGGGGUUUCAGAUUCUCUGUGUUUUUUGGGAUAUUGAAAAAAUCCCUUUUGAGAAGACGAAAAGCUCUAGAAAAAAUGAAAAGGAAGGGCUGAGAAGCUGAAAAAAUCAAAAAUCUCUAUAGGGGCCGAAAAAGUCGUCCCUAUAGGGGAAAAAUCAAGGUAGUCCCUAUAGGGGUUUAGGAUCUGACCCCUUAGCCCCCAGAGCUCAAGUGGACCCUAUAGGGGUCGCUCAAUUUUAUUCCGAAGCGCUUUUUUCCCAUGGAAAUGCUUCUUCUCUUAUAGUUCAUUCCAAUUAUCGACCAAUACGUACCCUAUAGGAACCACUUUUGCCAGCUUUAGUGGCCCCUAUAGGGCUUGGUAAAAUGGUCCCAAACCUCCAACAGCCCCUAUAGGGACCACUCUGGAGUACCUAAGUUCGUAUAAACUGUUUUCAUUAGAAUCUCGAGAAGAAUGACGUCAUGCGAUAAUGCUCUGUGGAUGGCUCGCUCUCUGAUUGGUUUAUCGCACCAUUAAGGGCGGAGCUUGAGCGACGUCUUGACAUUUAAAACCCGAACAGACUAUGAAACGCAGCGCGAACGCUUUUCAUGCUGAUUCACGGCCAGCUUGGGACGCUAAGGGGGCGUGGCCUGUCUGCGCUCUCCACUAACCAGACGCUGUCUCGUGCAUUAUCGUUUCAGGACCCGUUUUUCGAUGGCUCAAGCCAGCCGCGAAUCAGCUAUAAAUUGUAACUUGAAUUUUCAGAAAAGCCAACGUUGUGGUGGACCUCGAAGGCGGCUACCGAACGAAAAGUUUCCUGAGAGCUUUGGAAGAAAGUAUCCUCGUCAAACGGGAAUAUCACUACGUUUUCGCCAAUUUUGUUGGUUUCUUCAACAUAUUUCUGAAAAGUUUGAGGGAUUCAGGACGUGGAUGAAUCAGACUUGGCCGGCUUCCACUUCACAUUGAUCAAUAUCACCGCUUUUCAGUUGUUUGACAGGAAUAGCAAAAAGUUUUUGUAGGUUAAAAUAUGUAAGAUACUGCUAAAAAGAUACUUUAGAAAGACCAAAACGGAGUUUCAUGAUAUUUAUCGAGGCGGCGGUUUCAACAACGAUUUUGUGCCGGUACGUGAAAGAGUCAGUUGGAAAUUGAGUGGUGAAAAGGGAAAAGAUAUAUUUUCAGAAUGAUGAAUAAAUGUUAUAGGAGUCAUAAAUGAACCUGAAAAUAGCCCAUUGAUUAUUUUUGACAAGAAAUUCAAAAAUGUACGGUUUUUCCGGUUCGAUAGCAUUUUGUUUGUCGUGAAGCUUCUUAAUAAAGCUCAAAAAUCGAUUAUGAAGAUCAAAAGGCUCAAAUUCUGGAUCCCACGCGCCCCAUGGAUAAAAAAAGUCAAGAUUAAAAUUUUUUGAAUAUUUUUUCACGGCCUGUCUCUGCGUGGAACGGGCUAUUACGCAUGCCCAAAAAAACAUUUUUUUUUUUCAAACGCGUUUACAGUCACCGUUCCGGUAUAGCCCAUUUCCAGAUUUUCAUGGAUACCUAAUUCCUCUAAACUAGGGAACCCUUUCCUUCGAUUCGAGCGGCCUGUCUCUGUGCAUGCGCCUUUUAUUUAGCCUUAAAUUUCCGUUAUGUUAAAGGCGCAUACACAGAGACAGGCCGCGCGUAUCGGAAGAAAAGGCUUCUUUAGGUCGAAGGAAAAAAAAAAUCAUGAAACGCUGGCGCAGAAUGAGCUACACCAUAACGGUAGCUGCGAAUUAUACCAUUUUCAGCCGAGUAGCGCUUUCGCUCACGAUGCGUUACUGGUGGCUGGAGCUGCCCUGGAACGAGCCAUUCAACGGCAUGGCAAGAAAGUUUUUGAUAGGUUUAUAAUAAUAAUAAUAAUAAUAAUUUAUUCACAGAUCAGUGUGAACCCCAACGAGUUCACUUCCAUCUACAAUUUAAAUAAGGAAAAAAAAGUUGAAGUAAAAAGCAAAAAAUUGAGAUCAAUUAAGUCUUGGUGGAAUAGAGGUAAAAAAAUUCGUUGCGAGGUAAAACGACCAAUAAAUUUUUCAAAGAAUUAGGUGGAAGGGUGAACUGAUAUUUGGAUGUAAGUUUAUUCCAAAUAGGAAUCGUUUUGAAGAAAAAGUUGUUAGAAAACUGACCUUGAGAACGUAGCCGAAGUGGAUUUCGCCUUAAAUUGGAUCUGAGGGCAAAAUUUUCGAAUUGAGGAAGGUGAUCAUGACCAGAAACAAUUUUUUGGAGAGUGAGGAGAUCAGAAAUAACUCGUCUAAUGUAAAGGUUUGAAAGGCUUUCAGUGAUGGGGUUAUUGAUUGGGAGAUCAGGGAAACUACCUGGCCGAAAUUUGAUAAGUUAUACUCGUAUGCAAGACGGAGAAGCUUAUGAGAACAGUUAGAAUGAACCAUAGGCGAAUCGAGAAAGGGUAUCGCGAUACCCCCUGAGGUAUAUCGCAGGAUCUCAAGUCUCACAAUGGUACCUCGAGUAUACCUCUGAGGACUUUGAGCAAAUUGAGAUAGGCUUGCGGGAGACUCUGAAGUACCUCCGAAAUGGCUCAGAUCUAGCUAAAAGGUAUGCUGGAGGUCUCACCAUGGAAAUAUUAUGGGGUCUUCACGUUCCAUUUUAAUAGGUACCUUUGUGGACACAUUAUGGUCCCUUCUCGAUUCGCCUGUGAACUCUGAUCCAUUGAGGAAGCUAGAAGAUCCGUCGUUUGGUUUUCAUGUCAUUUAAAGUUCGAAAUGUCUUUUUCAUCACAAUUUUCGCUUCUAAAUGUCCAGAGCCGAAAAAAAAAACAAAGGGGUCACAAAGCUAAGUGUGAAAAAGCCUGGAUCCUAGGUCAAAAAAACUUUUUUUUUCGGAAUAUUAAACGCCUCUUCUCAGUGCCUGUGUGAGAGAACUUCAAAAAACUCUGAAAAGAAGAUUGUUUUUCUAGAAAAAUAAAUUUCCAGAAGCUUCACCCGCCAUCAACUCUACAACCGAGGCAAGAAGGGCCUCUACUGUCGGCCGCACGAAGACAUGAGCCAACACCGAGAGUUCGAGACUUUUGAACACGGCGAAGUUUUGGCCGAAGCCAUCCGUGGCGUCUCCAUAAAUGAAGACCAUGGAACUCUCACCGGGAAUAUUCAAUUCGAUCCGAAGACUGGAUAUCGGACCAAUUUUUCGGCAAUGGUUAUCGAGAUCAAGCCGGGCUUGAGCUCCCUGAAUAGCAUCUGGGAGGUGAAUACUGUAGAGUUUUACAGCUAGGAUACUGUAGUUAAAAAAAUCAUUUUAUUCUUCGUUUUUUGCUUUUCUUUACGCAUACGGCUUGUGCGUCGGCCCGGGCUUUCUAGGAACUCCAGAGUGGCCCCUGUAGGGGCCGAAAAAAUGGUCCUGCUAGGGGUAAGAACAAGGUAGUCCCUACAGGGGUUUAGAACCACUUGGCCUCUAAAGCUUAAGUGGACCCUAUAGGGGUCUUUCAACUUCAUUUAAAAACGCUUAUUUAUUGAGUUUUCCGCAUUGAAAUGCUUCUUCGCAUAGAGUACCUAAACAAUUUCGACUGGCAUGUCCCCUAUAGGGGCCACUUUUGCAAGCUUUAGGGGCCCCUAUGGGGUUAGUAAAGUGGCUCCUACAGGAGUCCCUCCAAGGUUGCCCCUAUAGGGACCACUCGGGAGUUCCUAAGUUGGCAGCAUUUUUGAGGAAAAGCGCGAUCUUGGGCAAGGCCAGGCUUCGAGAAAAGUUUAAAUUUCACCGAAAAUAUAUUUUUUCUUGUUAAAUCGUAGUUUUUUUUGAACUCUGAUUGAAUAAAAUGAAACGGAAACAUGACUUUUGUCGUAAAAAAGCUUGAUAUUAGACUUGAAGAAAGCUUGAGCUGUUCGGGCUGACCCGUCUUUUUUACUUGAGGCCUCCCUAAGGCUGACCCGGGCUAAGAAAAUCACCGGAGGGUCUAACGGGCCGGCCUUCGUACAACCCUGAUAUAGUCUGCGUGCCACGACUUGAAAUUUCACCGAACGACAUUCCGCUGUUCCGCUGCGUGCGUUCGCGAAGCGUCUUUCAAAUCUAGGUCACGAUUUCAAUUGAUUGUUAUUGCUGUGGGAACACAUGAAAGUAGAGUACCUUAAUGAAAGAAAAAAUAAAUUAAAAGGGCGACCAAGAUUCCCGAAGGCGCGUAGCGGCACAGCGGAAUGUCGGCUUUUGUCGAACCUUGAAACUGAUUUUCAAUGUUCAGAGAUUUCAAUGGGCUCAAGGAGAAGGCUUCCUACUUGGGGAGAAUCGUGUCUACUACGAAAAGAAGAAAAAUACGACGUCAGCCAGAAAAGGAAUCCUCCCGUCAAAACCGUGGAAAUUGAGAUUCAACAUCGUCACCGUCUUGGUUCAUAACUUAUUUGAUUUAUUUUGAGCUUAAUGAGCUUAAUUUUGAGCUUAAAAAUGAAGUUUGAAGUGGAGAAAAAGUUAUUCUUUGAGAUUUUGACUGGAUUUCAAACUUCCUUUUUGAAAUGGCUCAAUAGUUUUUUUUUUUUGGACCCCGAUAGACCCAAAAUUUUCUUAGGCUUUCCAGAGUUGUCCCUAUAGGAGUCAGGGAGUUAAACAGCCCCUUUAGAAGCCGAAAAAGUGGUCCCUAUAGCGGUUUAGGGUCUGACCCCUUAGGCCCUAGUGCUCUAGUGGACCCUAUAGGGGUAUUUCAAUUUCAUUCAAAAAACGCUUUUUAUUUAGUUUUCCCCAUGGAAAAGCUUCUUUUCUUGGAGUUCAUAACAAUUAUCGACUUGAAUAUCCCUAUAGGGACCACUCUUGCAAGCUUAAGUGGCUUCUGUAGGGGUUGGUAAAGUGGUCCCUAGAGGGAAAUCUCGAAGGGCCCUAAGGUUGCCCCUAUAGGCACCAUUCUGAAAGUUGAAAGGAUUUUCAGGGGAAUUAAAUUUUUUUACAGAUUUUUAGUUUGAAACUUUUUAUUUAUCAGAUAAAUUUUUUUUUAUUGCGAAAAAAUGAAAUUUUUUCUUGUUUUCAUCCCUUCACUCACCAUGCGCCUUUAGUUAAUUUUUGCUUAACUGAAGCAUUUUUAAGGUGAAGCCAUUCGUGAUGCUCAAGAGAACGAAUCCCGGCGAGCCGGAACGGCAAGGAAACGAUCGAUUCGAGGGAUACUGUAUCGAUUUGUUGAAUCUGUUGGCCCAGAACAUUAGUGGAUUCGAAUAUGAUCUGUUCGUGUCGGAUGGGAACAAGUACGGGGCCCGACAGCCGGACGGAAGUUGGGACGGAAUGAUCGGAUAUUUACUGAAUGAGACGGCCGACGUCGCCGUGGCGCCUCUGACGAUCACCCAGGAACGGGAAAGGGCCGUGGAUUUCUCCAAGCCUUUCAUGACCACAGGUGAAUCAAGUUCUGCCCUUUUUGAAAUGAAACUCGAUUUUUAUGAGGGUCCAAUAAAGUAGAAAAUCGUGGGGGGCUGAAAAUCGCUUUAAAAUCACAUCAUCGCCCUUUCUGUUUGAGGUCUAAGUGCUACUACUAGACCGGUUAAAAUUCUAGUAGCCACUUUAGGGGUCAGUGGAUCAACAUAACUGGUCCAAUCUGUUUGUUUUAUAAUUAUCAGAGUUACUGGAAGGAAUACUAGAUGAAAAACUACUGAAGUGGACACUAAAUAGAGAACCUCUAUAGUGGCCACUAAAAGCCUUUCAUGACCACAGGUGAAAUAGAUCAAGUUGUGCCCUUUUUGAAAUAAAAGUUGAUUUUUAUAAGGGUCCAAUAAAGUGAAAAAUCAGGGGGGCUGAAAAUCGCUUUAAAAUCACAUCAUCGCCCUUUCCGUUGUCGUGAGGUAUAUAGCACUGGGAAAAUUUUUAAUGGCCAACAUAGGGUUUUGGCGUUUUAGUGGCCACUAUAGUAGUCAAAUUAGUGGCCACUUAAGGGGUUCGAAGUAAGUGGUCACUAUAGAGGUCUAAGUGCUUCUACUAGACCAGAACAAAAAAACUUAGUGGCCACUUUAGGGGUCAAUGUAUCAACAUAACUGGUCCAAUCUGUUUGUUUUAAAAUUAUCAGAUACUGGAUGAAAAACUACUGAAGUGGCCACUAAAACGGAAAAUAUUGACCACUAUAGAGGUGAGUUUAGUGGCCACUUUAGUGUCCUAUCCAAGUAGUUCUUGAAGAAGCUCUACAGUGGCCACUCAAAAUUUUCCUCAUGACCCUAGGAGGCGUGGCUUGCCUGCGCUCUCCACCAGCAAGGCACUAUCUCUUCUUUUAUCGUGUCAGGACCCAUUUUUCAAGCUAGCCGUGAAUCAGCUUCAAGAUUUAGACCGGGAAAACAGUUUUCAAUGUAAAAAGAUAGGUUGAAGAUAUUUGCGAUUUUCCUGCAUAUGGCCUAUGAAUCAUAUAAAAAAGAAGAAGUUGAAAAAUUGUUCUGAAAAUUCAAAUUCCAGGGAUCUCCAUCAUGAUCAAGAAGCCGGAAAAGCAAGAAUUCAACAUUUUCUCGUUCAUGGAGCCUCUCGGCAUGACCAUUUGGAUCUUCACCCUUUCUUCUUACUUUGGAGUUUUUUCAUAUUUCGAAACUAAUCAAGAGAAUAUUUGAAUUCAAGGUUUCACUGACGAUCUUCUUGGUGUCGUCGUUCUCGCCGUACGAGAAGAGGAUCGAGUUCCGGAGAGGCGAAUUUACCGUUUCAAACGAUUUCACAUUGUACAAUUCAUUAUGGUUUACCUUGGCGGCUUUCAUGCAACAGGGGACGGAUAUUUUGCCCAGGUAAAGUUUUAAGGCGUUUUUCCAGAUGUCUCUAAGCACUUCUAGUGUUCCCUUAAGAGUCGCUCAAGCUCCGCCCCUAAUGACUUGAAAAACCAACCAGAGAGUGAGCCAUCCACAGAGCGUUUUUGAAUGACGUCAUCGUACUUGUUAUUCAAAAAUUUGAACAGCCUAUACAGCUGAUUCACGGCUGGCUUGAGCCAUUGAAAAAUUGGUCCUGACACGAUAAUGCACGAGAUAGCGCCUGGCUGGUAGAGAGCGCAGACAGGCCACGCCCCUUAGCGUCCCAAGUUAGCAGGGAAUCGGCUAUAACGAACUGUCGAAAAAUUACCCACUUCAAAAAAUUUUUUCCAUUUCUACAAAUUUUUUCUAGCGAGCUACCAUUUUCUCUGAUUUACACGCUCUUUUUUCAAACUUUUAGUUUUGUGACGUCACACAAGCUCCGCCCCAAAUGGCGCGAUAAUCCAAUCAGAGAGCGAGCCAUCCACAGAUCCAUUUCAAAUGACGUCAAUGUACUUGAAAUUCAAAAUCUGAACAGAGUAUAACGAAAUAAAAAUCGAUACCUUUGUAAAUCUUAAAUAUUGGUUAAACUACUGAAAUUCAAUCUUCUUGAAGCGUUACAGUUUGAAUUUUCUAAUUUUUUCUUGAAGAAAUUGAAAUCAAUCUAGAUUUAUCAUUAGGCUAGUCUCUUUUUAAAAACUUUCAUCGCCUGAAAAAAUAUUUUUUUUGGGAUUUUUCAAGAUGAGUUUUUUUUUCAAGGAAUUUUUCUUCAUUUUUUUGUUUGAUCUAAAACUUAUCAGUUGCUUAGGAAAAAGUAUAUUUUUACCACCGAAAGCUUCAAAAUUUUUAAAAACGAGAAAAAAGUCCCCAAGUGUAAUAUAUUGUUUAAAUUCGAUAAAUGUCUAAAUUAUUAAGCUUCAUUCCUGAAAAUAAGAAUUUUUAUGAAAAACAAUUUUCAGAGCCGUUUCCGGAAGAAUCGCCUCUUCCUGCUGGUGGUUCUUCACAUUGAUCAUCGUCUCCUCAUAUACGGCUAAUUUGGCGGCUUUUUUGACUUUAGGCAAUCAUUUUCAUUGUAUAGUCUAUUCAGACCUUUAAUGUCAAGUCAUAGCCCAAGCUCCGCCCCUAACGGCUUGAUAAACCAAUCAGAAAGCGAGAAAUCCACAGAGCGUUUUCAAAUGACGUCAUUGUACUUGACUUAAACGGCUUAUACGAACAUAGGAACUCCAGAGUGGUCCCUAUAGAGGCAACCUUAAGGGCUCUUGGAGGGUCCCCUCUAGAUAAAACUUUAUCAACUCCUAUAGGGGCCACUAAAGCUUACAAAAGUGGUUCCUUUAGGGCUUUUAGGUGAAGGUCAGCUCCGCCCCUAACGGCUCGAUAAACCAAUCAGAAACCGAGACAUCCACAGAGAGUUUACUAAUGACGUCACUUGACAUUCAGAAUUCGAACAGACUAUAAUAAAGAUAAUUAUUUGUAGUUUACAGAAAGAAUGACGCCGCCAAUCGAAAAUGUCGACGAUUUGGCGAACCAGAACAAAAUUCUGUACGGCGUCGUGCAAGGCGGAUCAACUGCUGCCUUUUUUGAAGUUAAAAAUGAAAAAAUAAUUGAGAAAUAUUAACUUCUAGGAUUCAAUCGUCCCGCUCUACAAGAAAAUGUGGAAUUUCAUGGUGACAACCCAUCAGCGACAACUCGAAAAGCAGAGCCGCGACACUGUGGCUUCGAAUAAGUAA
This is a messenger RNA of Caenorhabditis auriculariae, 8592 nucleotides long. The record is from the annotation of a GenBank genome assembly. NCBI's taxonomy places the organism in Eukaryota, Metazoa, Nematoda, Chromadorea, Rhabditida, Rhabditidae.